AUGGAUCUCCAAAACCAAUUGUCAAGCGAUUGGAGCCCGUAUUUUUCCAAUCUGCAACUAUUGAGGUUUAACACAAGUGCAAACCACCAUCUCGUCUGCAGCGGGUCGAGGGGCAGCCCCGUCAGGCUGGAGGGCCAUUCAGAUCCAUACUGCAGCAUAUGGAAGGACGCUGAGCAAGCCAAGGUCAAGAGUUGUAACAAUCGGUCCUUUGCCAUGGAGGCUAGAAUAAGACUCAAUAAUUUGAAGUCAGGGUGUAAUUCACCCGUGCCUUCCCGCGCCGCAGGAGGGGGGUUGUACAACUACAACUUUCUAGAAGACCUCUGGGAUCGGGAAGAGUUAGCAGAGGAAGAGUCGGCUUUGGACUCGGUGGAGCUCCUUGAUGUAGAGGACGAUGUGCGGGAUGAAGAGAGCUGUAUUCUUCACAGGUUAUAUGAGUCUCCAAAGAAGCAGGAGUCAGUGGAGAGAAGUGAGUCUGCCCUGGGAUGGUGUCGACGUGUCCUGGAUAACCCGAGUCCUGAGAUGGAGGCGGCCUGUCGCUCACUUAUAAAUAGGCUGGAUCAAAGAUCAAGCAGCCGUUUCGACAGAGGUGCUUCGGAUUUACAUCAUAAUGUGGGCUGCUUUACAGACAAAACAUCUGUCGGCUCAGCCCACAACAUCUGUGAGGGUUCAGAUAUGAACCUCUCCCGUGACUCUGUAACGGCAAGCUACAGACUGCAGGACAUCACAGACGUCCACAUUAUGGCUCGUCUACAGGAAGCCAGUUUAAGACAGGACUAUGUUUCAAUGCCAGCUUGGAGGAGCCCCGAAAAUAAAACCGAAGCUUCAUCUUCUUCUUGUCGGCUGCCUGGUCCUUCGCCACUCAGCUGUUCCCCUCGCCAGUCAACAUCUGGAGCUAAGCACGGGUGUGAAAGUCCAAAACUGGCCCGACUGCCCCAGCAAGUCACUCAAUUCAAGCUGCUGAAACUCGCUCAGAAUCAAGCGGCAUCACCGGGCAGGACCAGGUCGCCUCUGGGUACCAGCCUCCGGUCCCUGCAGGCCGUGAGGAACAGCCGAAGCCUGGACACUGACGACUGCCACCUCGCUGACCCACCAUCAGCGCCCAUGAAGCACAACAGGCGGUUGCAGUCAGUGAGAGAAUCCUCAGACAGGACGGGGGCGGUGCUGAGGUCUCAGUCUCUCAGCCCCUGCAGGAUUCCUACCCCCGCUAAGGGGCACCGGCCGGAUCACGGACGUGUUUUUGCCUCAACGAACCGGUCGACCAGCGUGGCCUGGGGCAGAAAUGUUCCAUUCACUCGGAGAUGA
Molecule: messenger RNA, 1302 nt
Organism: Pungitius pungitius (ninespine stickleback)
Lineage: Eukaryota; Metazoa; Chordata; Actinopteri; Perciformes; Gasterosteidae
Product: SLAIN motif-containing protein-like
Exons: 8
Coding region: 1-1302 (433 amino acids)
Biological process (GO): cytoplasmic microtubule organization; positive regulation of microtubule polymerization; microtubule nucleation
Cellular component (GO): microtubule plus-end
Source: RefSeq, a predicted model, not a curated record